Messenger RNA from Thyridium curvatum, 1554 nucleotides. RefSeq lists its product as uncharacterized. The record is from RefSeq and is a predicted model, not a curated record. The transcript has a single exon. NCBI's taxonomy places the organism in Eukaryota, Fungi, Ascomycota, Sordariomycetes, Thyridiales, Thyridiaceae. Bases 1 to 1554 code for a protein of 517 amino acids.
AUGUCUGCCAACACUGAGUUUAUUGAAGAUUUAGACGCUCGUAGAGUUCUAAAUGCAUUCAAUAAGCCAGUGAAAACAGUCCAAGAUAUAGAAGAUCACGACAAAUUUCACGAGCAUCUUAAGAGACUAUGUCCUGACCCAAAGGUGGAGAUCAAAAACAAGGGUGAAAACAAGAAAUUGAGGGACACCCCAUUCUUGAAAAAAUGGGAGAAAAGCAUCACAGAAUUUAAAGCGGCCGUGGAGAAGGUGAAGGAGAAAUAUCCCAUGCCUAGAGAACAGCAUGAAAAAGAGGCCGAAGAAGAAGGAGAAGACGCAAACUCAGAACUCAUCAGGCUAGCCAAACAGCUUGAAGAGUUCAGGACCAUCAUACCAGAUGUUCUAGAUUGUCCAGCUGACAUAUCAGAAGCAAUUAAAUCCCUAGCAGCCAAGGCUCCUAAGGAUAUUUCAUACCCGGAUGAAUGGGAAGAAGAAGGUAGCAACGAAGCCAAGGCGGCACUGGACGAAUUCCGCAAACUUCACAAGGGCAAGAGAAAAGAUAGUCCCAGUGACAAGGGGUCUACAGGUCGAAACCCUGAGAAAAUAUGGCCCUUACUCACAAAACUAAUAAAUGAUGGCUCAAUCAAGCUCAAAGACCCCUCGUGGGAACUCAUCGCCAAGUCCUGUCACCUUGAUGGCUGUGACUGGGCCGAUAUAAAAUUUCAUCUAGAAUUUGAGCUGAGGCAACAUCCAGAACAGAAAGCGGAUGCAUUACGACUAGCGGCUGCAGACUUUGGGAGAAAAUGUCCUGAGAUACUUCAAAUAAUCGAGGACAGUAGAUAUUUCAAAGAUGAAGAGUUGUACACAACGUAUGUUGCAUAUCGGCAACAUAAUCCACGAAUAGUGAAGGCACGAGGAGAUCAGCGCAAAACAAGCCGUCUCAGCAAGUCGCCGUUCCAAGAUCGUCAACAAUAUACAUCCAGACCCAAAAAGUCAUCGAAGGUGGACGGCUGGGACCAAGUCUGGGUUAAUGACCCAGAUCAAGGAGGCAAGCGUGUACAGGCGACGAUCGAGUACGGCUGGGAUGGUUGGCUCGAUGUAAGAAUGCCGCGUCUGGAGAAACAACCUCUGGGAACAGAGAGGUAUAACCUAUUCCGAACCAAUCAAUUUCCAAAAGAGACAACAUCUUUCCGAAAUGGCGAACCAUUGAAAUGGUUAACUAUAUCGAAAAAGGAAGAUCUUUAUAACAUCAAAUGGGCUCAAAUCACAAUAAACCACUGGUCAUACGCACAGACCAAACGAGGAAACGACGGUCAUAGCAUUCCAUUUCCGAGGAUCUACGCCGUCGGUUUUGUCAGGGUACCUGACAAAGACAAGCGGUUCAUGACAUGCUGGGUUCGAACUACUCUGGAAAUUAAGUUUGGCAUUAAGAACGUGCAAAAUGGGAUCUUGGAGGCUAGAACGGCUGCCGGUCUCCGUGACCCGCGUGAUGCAUCACUGAUUGUUGAUGAAGUUAUUGAGGUUGACUCCGAUGACGAGAUUGAGGAUCCAGAGCUUCGUGCGGAUUCGUUUCUUUGA